AUGGAUGGACGUAGUUGUGCAUCAGAUAUUAACAAAAUAAGUGAUAAAAAUAAAUUAUUGAAUGAAUGGAUAAUUGCUGCAAAACUUGAAGGAAAAAAAUUGAAAUAUCAACAUAAUGGAGAUACGAAUAAAUUAAAGAAAGCGUUAGGGUACAGUUAUGCUGAUUAUGGCGAUUUGAUAAAAGGAACAAGUAUAUGGGGAAAUACAAAUACGGAAAAUGUGGAAACAAAUUUACAAAAUUUGUUUAAAACUAUUUUCCAAAAUCAUAUUAAAGAAAAUACCAAAACAAGUGGUUCAAAUAAAGAUGGUAAUGAUUUGAAAUUAUUAAGAGAAGCUUGGUGGAACACGAACAAAAAAUAUAUAUGGGGAGCAUUGCAUUAUGGUGCUACAGAACAAAUAAAUAGACCAGUAUUCGAGCAGCCAAAUACAGACUAUAUCCCGCAGUUUUUGCGAUUUGCUCAGGAAUGGAUCGAACAUUUUUG
This is a messenger RNA of Plasmodium gaboni, 482 nucleotides long. Its product is annotated as putative EMP1-like protein. NCBI's taxonomy places the organism in Eukaryota, Apicomplexa, Aconoidasida, Haemosporida, Plasmodiidae. The record is from RefSeq and is a predicted model, not a curated record. The transcript has a single exon. The annotation marks the transcript as partial. Gene Ontology annotation, cellular component: membrane. Gene Ontology annotation, molecular function: host cell surface receptor binding.